UUCCCUCCGGCCCCCGAGCGCGUCCCGCUCCUCGCGCCCCGAACCCGCGGCUGCGAGCCCCGGGGCGGCGCGCCGGCUGCGGGAAGCCGGGCAGGGCGCGGCGGCGGCGGGAUGGCGGGUUAGACGGGUGCCGGCCCGCGCCCUCCAUUCUCUCCGCCCCGGAGCCGUCCGCGCUCCGGGUCCCGAGCGCCCGCGCCGCGAGGGGAGCCGCCUUCGCCGGCCCCGGGCACCCCCCGGACGCCUCCCUUCCCCCCCACCCCCCGAGAUGCCCAACCCCAAAAACAGUAAAGGCGGACGCAAAAACAGACGCGCCAACAGCAGCGGCGACGAGCAGGAAAAUGGAGCCGGAGCCCUGGCGGCGGCGGGCGCGGCGGGCGCGGCGGCGGCCGGGGGGGCCCUGGCGGCGGCGGCGGGCUGCGGGGCGGCAGCGGCGGGCGCGCCGGGCACCGGGGGAGCGGCGGGCACCGGGGGCGCGGGGACCGGCGCCGCCAACAACGCCGCUGCCAACGCCGCCGCCGCCGGCAACAACGCCGCCGCGGGAGCUGCCGCCGCGGGCGACGGUAAGAACGAAGCCCCCUGCGCCACGCCCCUGAUCUGCAGCUUUGGGAGGCCCGUGGACCUGGAGAAGGACGACUACCAGAAGGUGGUGUGCAACAACGAGCACUGCCCCCACAGCAGCUGGAUGCACCUGCAGUGCUUCUACGAGUGGGAGAGCAGCAUCCUGGUCCAGUUCAACUGCAUCGGGCGGGCCCGCAGCUGGAACGAGAAGCAGUGCCGCCAGAACAUGUGGACCAAGAAGGGCUAUGACCUGGCCUUCCGCUUCUGCUCCUGCCGCUGCGGGCAGGGCCACCUGAAGAAGGACACGGACUGGUACCAGGUGAAGCGGAUGCAGGACGAGAAGAAGAAGAAGUCAGGGUCGGAGAAGAACACGGGGAGGCCGCCCGGCGAGGUGGUGGAGGAGGCCAAAAAGUGCAGGCCCCCGAACAAGCCCCAGAAAGGUCUGAGCCACGACCUCCCCCGCCGGCACUCCAUGGACCGGCAGAACUCCCAAGAGAAGGCGGUGGGCGCCGGGGCCUACGGGGGCCGCUCCCCCUGCGGCUCCCCCGGCCAGUCCCCACCCACCGGCUACUCCAUCCUCUCCCCUGCCCACUUCAGCGGCCCCCGCUCCUCCAGAUACCUGGGGGAGUUCUUAAAGAACGCCAUCCACCUGGAGCCUCACAAGAAGGCCAUGGCCGGGGGCCACGUGUUCCGAAACACCCACUUUGAUUACAGUCCGGCCGGGCUGUCCGUGCACAGGGGCGGCCACUUUGACACUCCCGUGCAGUUCCUGCGGCGGCUGGACCUCUCUGAGCUCCUCACCCACAUCCCCAGGCACAAGCUGAACACUUUCCACGUGCGGAUGGAAGACGACGCCCAGAUGGGCCAGGGCGAGGAUCUGCGCAAGUUCAUCCUCGCGGCCCUCAGCGCCAGCCACAGGAACGUUGUAAACUGUGCCCUGUGCCACCGGGCGCUCCCGGUGUUCGAACAGUUCCCACUGGUGGACGGGACCCUGUUCCUAAGCCCAUCGAGGCACGAUGAGAUCGAAUACGAUGUUCCUUGUCACCUUCAAGGGAGACUCAUGCACCUGUACGCGGUGUGCGUGGACUGCCUGGAAGGGGUGCACAAGAUCAUCUGCAUCAAGUGCAAGUCGCGGUGGGACGGCAGCUGGCACCAGCUGGGCACCAUGUAUACCUACGACAUCCUGGCCGCCUCUCCGUGCUGUCAGGCCCGGCUGAACUGCAAGCACUGCGGGAAGCCCGUGAUCGACGUGCGGAUCGGGAUGCAGUACUUCUCCGAGUACAGCAACGUCCAGCAGUGUCCACACUGUGGCAACCUGGACUACCAUUUUGUGAAGCCAUUUUCCUCCUUUAAAGUUCUGGAAGCUUAUUGAUGAAAGCUUUGCUUUGGUAAUAGCUCUUUUAUCGACACUCUUACUUUAUUACAUAUCUUUUCUAGGGAAACAUUGUGAGGUUCAUUUCUUUUCUAACCUAAAGGAAAGUUCCUUUGUGUAGGGGGUCACUAAAAUGGGCUGCCCCUGCCCUCCCCUGACUCCUGAGUGUUCGUCUGUGGUCCUGGCCAGAGCCCCGUGCACAGUCCUGUGAGCUGGGGUGUUGGUUCCCUAUCACAAAGAGUCUCCCUUGCAGCUUUUAAGGUGGUGGGGAGGAUGGGCUGAGUUUAAGAAAGGAAUUAGAGUUUGGAAGGACUUGGGAGCCCCCUCUCACUCAAAGACAGCCGUUUUAGACCCGCUUUAGAUCUUCUCUGGGCCACGGGAAAACAUGUGACAGGUGAAUGUAAGUCUGUGCCUGGAGCUGAUGGUGUGUCAGCCCUCUUGUUUAGCUGCUGCAGCGCACUUUGGCGUGCAGUUUACACUCAUUGACAAACUAUUUGAAAGUUAACGUGAGGGCUAUUUCCAUCACUCUCCUAGUUUCGUAGUCAGUUUUCAUACUGAGAAUAAUAUCCAAAUUAUGAGACAUAUGAGAGCUAUUGGUAUUGCCCAUAUUUUUAGGUAAGCUGACUUAUAGCAGUGAGAAUAUACUAAAUUAAUUUGAUUCACACGGAUUUAAGAGGGCAAAAAGGUAGAAAAUUGUAAUUUGAAUUUGGUCACAUUAGCUUCCAAGGAGAAUGCAGGGAUAAUAACAUGAUUUGGGCAGCACUGGUAUAUGAAGGUUGCACUGUGGAAGUGCCAUUUCAUGCCAGACCCUUUUCACAGGGAAAUCUCACAGCCACAGACCUCACGUGAUUCUGGAGCCACUCACGGCCACAUUUCUCUCCUCCCAAAUUGCUGUCAGUGACAUUUUACCCAUUUAAUGCUGUGUUUGCAAAAUAAAAAAAUUUAGCCCUAGAAGGAAAGGAAAACAUUAUUUGUGAGGGUAUGAGGAAAAGAAUAAAUUUAACAUCUCUGUUUUAAGAGUAUUUCAUUUUGGAAAAUCAUUGAAUUUAAGGGAUAACAAUAUGUUUGAAAAUAGAUCAUUCGGAAGCUUUCUAUGAUACCUUAACCAUUGGUUAAAAAUAGGUGAUACUCUGUUAGUAUGUCUUUAUUUUGUCAGAGCAUUGGGCUUUCAACAUGCUGCUAUCUGUUCAUUAGAUAUUGGUGAUUUAAUUAGACAUACAUCCUAUGCCCUUAUAGGAUUGGAAUAUCAUUGCCCCAAAAUGAUAGGCAAAUUGAAAGCUUAAAAUAAAAUUAUUUUACAAGUAACCGAAUUUGGAGUUACGUGAGCAUUUACAUUUCUCACUUGGUUUAUACCAUUUUUGUCCCCUCAGAUAAACAGUUGUUUUACCUCCCAGAAGUGUUCAGGCAUUAUUGCAAGUGAGCUUCAGUUCUACAUGCAACAGUUGAUGUUUUGUUUGAAACAGCGCAGUCUUAAAAAGAACCCACAUUUUUCAGGUUGGAUGAUUGUAAUUCAGUUUCCCGCAUCUGGUUUGGUGUUUGAUGAUCUGAAAAGUGUUUCAUAGCUGGGGAACUGCCCAGUGCCAAUAAGAAGCAGAAAAUCAUCGCUGGUCUGAGAGCAUUUGAUGCAACUGAAACAGGUCUAUAGGACAUAACCUUUGCAAAUUUGUCUGUAACACACAGACCUGCAAUUGUGGGUUAUCUAUUACCCUGUCGAUUCUCUCAUGUACCCAAGUACAAAAGUUUCUUUUGUCUUUCGAGCACCAUUUAUUUGGCUUUUACCUCUGAAUUUAAAAUUAGCAAAGUAUUUGUAAUGCUGUUCUAAAUUUUUUUUAGAGAAAUCUGCUAGUAUUGUUCUCAAACUUAAUGUCUAUGUAUAGAUUCCAUUAAGCAAGUUCAUCAGUCUAAAACUGCUCUGAGCGUAGUGUCUACUGCUUUCGUUAUUUUCUCCUUAAAUUGUCUUCUAUUCCCUAAAAAAUAAGUAUGACAUAAUUAGGUAAAACUUGCUUUUAACCUUUAUUUUGAUGAAAAAGUUAGGACCCUAUGGAUGCUGCAAUUACACAAAAGGAGAGGCAUAGAUGGGUAUCCUAUCUGAGGAUAUAUUUGGCCUUUAAGGCAUUCCUGUCUAAAAUGGAAAAUUUUGUUGAUUUGAGAAUAAAAUAUAAUUAAUUAUACAAUAAUAUAGAGACUAAAACUUAUUUUGGAAUCCUGCUGACCAUAAUAUUUCCCCCAUGCUUUCUCAAACUACUUUGCUCUGAGUUCCUUGAUGGAAAUUGGAAUAUGUCAAAAAGAUGAUUAUUUUUGUUGUGGUUUGGAUAUUAAAAGGUAUUAAUCACCCAAGAGAUCCAUCUUCUGUUUUUCUGAUGAAUAGUGCUCUAUAAUCUGAAUCACUCAUAGUGAUCUAUAAUUUCAAAUCCAUUUGUCAUCUGCUCUAACUUUUUUUUAUCACUUAUAUUUAAGAGUUAUACACCUUGAACAAACACAAUUAUCUACUUUAGUAAGAAAACUAUUUCUGAUGAUCUCAUCAUUUUCUCUUCAGACCAGCUCAGUUCUCCACUUUCUUCUGGUUCUAUCUGAAGAACUUAAAAUACUGGGUUUUUACCUAAAAAGAGACAUUGGCGUGAACCUGGAGAUUGGGGUCAGUUAUUUCAUUCUAAUUAAGAAAGAGCUUUCCCAAGUCUUUAUUUUAUACUUUUU
This is a messenger RNA of Pipistrellus kuhlii (Kuhl's pipistrelle), 4624 nucleotides long. RefSeq names its product hdc homolog, cell cycle regulator (gene HECA). The record is from RefSeq and is a predicted model, not a curated record. NCBI's taxonomy places the organism in Eukaryota, Metazoa, Chordata, Mammalia, Chiroptera, Vespertilionidae. The coding region runs from base 266 to 1930 and encodes 554 amino acids. The transcript is spliced from 4 exons.